CACAAAAAGUCCCGCCUGGGAUGUAAAGAAUGCAAAGAGCGAAAAGUCAAGUGUGAUGAGUCACAGCCGAUUUGCAUUAGAUGCAAGACCGCGGGAAGAAAUUGUUCUUAUCGAGAUCUAGUUAGCAGUCUGCCGACGCCACCAGCACAAACACCGGCACACCUGUCCACACCUCAAGCUCCGAGCCCCCAAUCCUCGGUUUCCUCCAGUCGACAAUUACAACCGCCCUCAGCAGUACCAGAUCCUCCUGGCGCGACUACCUCAUUGAAUCUAUCAGAGCUGUCUGAUGAUUUCUUCUCCGAACGCUUCAGUUUGUUCCACUUCGAUCUACUCCUCUUCUUCAAGGGAGCACUCACGGAUGUCCUCGUUGCUCUGCAGUCGGAAAUGGGGCCAAUCAUGUGUCUGACGUAUGCUGAAGCGUUGAAGGCGCCAUAUUUGAUGGACCAAGUCUUGGCCUUCACCGCGGCCUACAAGAGCACAGUCACCAUCAACGAAGAAACAAAGGCACUGUACCUCACUCAAGCAACGGGCCUACAGACGAGGGCUAUAGGUCACCUGGAUUUCAGCGGAUUCCAAGUCAACGAAGACAACGUGAUGGCUCUCUUCUGUUUCAGUCUUCUGCUUGGUCAACAAACCUUGUUUGAAGCCUUCGCCGCAGCAACCUCGAUACCUACCGUGCUUGACAAGCUCGUUCAGUGCCUGACACUUCAUCAUGGAAUCCGUGGCAUUGUUGCAGAAGCCAUGGGCAAGUUUCAUGGCCAUAUGCAGAAGGUUCUUCCACAUAACCCGGCAUACUCUAUGGAGAAUGGCACUCAAGUCCUUCGAGGCAACGAGUGUGAUAGCUUGCUCCAGCGGCUGACUGAGAAUGAGAUGAAUGAACAAACGAGGGAUGUUUACAUAGAUGUUGUAAAGAUCCUGCAGUAUCUUUUCGAUUCUGUACGUUCGGAGGAAAGUCGCAGGCUCAUCGUCAUCCAGGAAUGGCCCGUUCGAGUGUCGCAGGAGUACAUCAGACUCCUGCAACAAAGACGUCCAGAGGCUCUGGUCCUGUUGUCUUACUAUGCCGUGCUACUGCAUUGGGCAAAAGACUACUGGGCUGUGGGCGGCUCUGGAGAGUUCCUCAUUAAGGCAACUUCAGAUCACCUUGGGACGUACUGGAAAGAAUGGCUUGAAUGGCCGAAUGACAUGUUGAAG
This is a messenger RNA of Colletotrichum acutatum, 1191 nucleotides long. RefSeq lists its product as uncharacterized. Gene Ontology annotation, molecular function: DNA-binding transcription activator activity, RNA polymerase II-specific; zinc ion binding. The transcript has a single exon. The annotation marks the transcript as partial. The record is from RefSeq and is a predicted model, not a curated record. Gene Ontology annotation, biological process: regulation of transcription by RNA polymerase II. NCBI's taxonomy places the organism in Eukaryota, Fungi, Ascomycota, Sordariomycetes, Glomerellales, Glomerellaceae.